Messenger RNA from Capronia epimyces CBS 606.96, 690 nucleotides. RefSeq lists its product as uncharacterized. Lineage: Eukaryota; Fungi; Ascomycota; Eurotiomycetes; Chaetothyriales; Herpotrichiellaceae. The transcript has a single exon. The record is from RefSeq and is a predicted model, not a curated record. The coding region runs from base 1 to 690 and encodes 229 amino acids.
AUGGCAUCCAUUCAAUUCGGUAUAUUACUGUUUCCCUUCCAGCUCAGCGAUUGUGCCAUGCCCCUGGAUAUCAUCUUCUCCUCAACCAAGCGAGCCCUCGCCAGCAUGGAAGGCGCCGGGUUCCCAGCCGGCAUCUCCGAAAGGGGCAUCCCUGAGAUUCAAUUCCACUACAUUGCGGCCACCAGCCUCGAUCCAGUCCGACUGUAUACCGCAGGCUUCACGACGCUUCCCACCACCACUGUUGCGGACUGCCCCAAACUCGACUACCUCCUCAUUGGUGGGCCGGAAACCAGUUACAUUCAGAACUUGCCCAGUGAAGUCUCGCGGUUCUUGCAGGAAAGAGUGACAGAGGUCACCACUAUCUUCACAACGUGCACCGGUGCAAUGGUGCUCGCUGCUGCUGGUGUUCUGGAUGGCAUCGAGGCGACCACCAACCACGGCGCGGUUCCCCUUGCCCAGCAGCUUCUGCCCAAGGUGAAAUGGACGAGGGAGAAGCAGUGGGUUGUCAGUGAGGGUGGCAAGUUCUGGACAGCUGGGGGUGCAUGCGCGGGAAUGGACAUGUUCGCUCAUUGGGUGAUGGGGAAGUAUGGUGUAGAUGUUGCUACGUAUGCUUUUGCUGCUCUAGAUUACAGCCCGAGGGGUCAGGAUAAACAGCUGGUUCAGUUGCCCAGCGUGAAAUGGACCGCUUGA